AUGGGUAACGUUUCUGAGAGGUACGAUGCGGUGGUUUUGGAUAUAGAGGGGACCGUUUGUCCGAUUUCAUUUGUUCGAGAAGAACUAUUCCCAUACUUUGUGCGACAAAUGGAUAGGCUGGAGGCUUUGGAAUCAGAUAAGGAGGUGGCAUUGUUGGUUCAACGGAUGCGGGAGGAACAAGGAGUGCAGGAUGUGGGUGAACAUGUGCGGGAUCUUGUUCGCCGAGACGUGAAAGAUCCGAUUUUGAAGCAACUGCAAGGCCAUGUGUGGCAACGGGGGUAUGAGACAGGUGAGAUUAAGGCGCCCAUUUAUGGGGAUGCUAUCCGGUUCAUAGAGGGAGGGUUUAAGGGCAAGAUAUAUAUUUAUUCUUCUGGGUCGGUAAAGGCUCAAAAGUUGUUGUUUCAAUAUGUUGCAGAUCCUCAAGAUGCUGGGGCGGCAGCUGUAGAUCUGACAAGAUAUUUGGCAGGUUAUUUUGACAUUCAAACGUCUGGUGUGAAGACGGAGAAAGAAUCUUAUAAACGCAUAUUAAGAGAUAUUGGCUUAGCGGAUAAAGCGAGGAAUGUGUUGUUCAUUAGUGAUAAUGUGAGAGAGCUUGAUGCGGCGACGGAGGCUGGGAUGGACACCAUGUUGGCCGUGAGGCCUGGAAACGAUUCCGUAGCUAAUGUUGGAAAUUAUGUUGUUGUUAAGGACUUUGGGGAAUUGUAG
Messenger RNA from Eremothecium cymbalariae DBVPG#7215, 705 nucleotides. It is a transcript of the gene UTR4, whose product is annotated as putative acireductone synthase UTR4. The coding region runs from base 1 to 705 and encodes 234 amino acids. Gene Ontology annotation, molecular function: acireductone synthase activity; magnesium ion binding. The transcript has a single exon. The record is from RefSeq and is a predicted model, not a curated record. NCBI's taxonomy places the organism in Eukaryota, Fungi, Ascomycota, Saccharomycetes, Saccharomycetales, Saccharomycetaceae.